ACGUAUUCCGUGUAAGUGAGCCACAGAAGCACAUGGAAGUGAAACAUUAGGCCUCUUUCACCUCCCCGCUUUGGACACUAAGCGAUUCGAACCCCAGUGCUAGAAGCUGCUGCUCAGCAUUGACAAAAGUUAAAAUUGUCAAAGGAAGUUGUCCCCUUUUCCUCAGGCAUGGCGGGUGCACAAAGAGAUCCACGCAAAUGGAAAAUGCCUGGUUGGAAGAUAGAGCAACAGUACUCCAAUAAAGUUCUCAUUGGGAACUGGGUGGAGGAGAGGCUGCAGUUCACCAAACAGCCUCACGCUGCCAGCAGCAGCCAGCGAUCCGACUACCUCCCACACCGAGACAGCAGGCCUGACGCUACAGUGAGGAGAGCAGCUCUUCGGAGAGGAGAGGGCCUUCCUCAGAAGCUGCUACUCUCUCACCACAACCCUCCUCGCUCUCACUACCUGGUUUCCCUAUAUGAUGAGGUGUACAACCGCAGGGGGAACUCCACCCUGCCCCCCCUUCGUUCCUGGAACGGGGACAAGCUAGCCUGGGUGCCAGAGAGGACUGAUCAUCCUGCGCAGGCACCCCCGACCAAUUUCGGGCUCCUGGAAUCACAGCUCCCUAGGUGGGACAGAGAGGGGGCCCCCCUCUUGCUUCAGAGUGUGUACAGGAACUCAUAUCCCCACCACCCCAUCACUGCCUUUACUCUCCCUCGGUUUGCCAGUGCUCCCCGGCAGUUCUCCAGCCACCUGCACCCCACCAACAAAACCAACAAAGACCUGAACCUGAAGGACCGUCCAUGCCUUCUGGUGCCAGAGAAUACCCUCUGCCUGUGACCAGCAUCUGGAUGUGGCCUAGACAUGCAACAGCAUUGCUUCUAGGAGAAAAGCACCUCCUUUGUAAGCACCCGAUUUAGCAAUUAAAUACACUAUUUAAGAAAACACAAACCCAUUCUAAGGUUCCUGCGUAUCCCAUGAUGUCUAAUAGGGUGUCUUUCAUACAAAAGCAGAUAUCUCUCUUUUGUUAAAGCAAGAGAAUAAAAACUCGCCAAACAUUAAAACGUUAUGAAGAGUGGUAAUGGGGACCUAGUAACGACAAUAUCAGGAAUCCAGGGGAAAAUUGCUCAGAACGUGCUAUAAAGCAAAAAAAAAAAAACAACUGUGGAUGUUAUGUGAAAAAGUAGUUUAAGACUUAAACCUUGACUUCAAAGCCUUGGGCUGUAAUUGAAGGUGGCUGUGAGAUGGUCUAGGAGCAUUUUAGCUGAAAGCUCUGUCUCCCCUUGAAAAGGUAAUGAUGCCCAAAAUGUUUCUCACACAUCAGCUGUUAUACUGUCGGCUCUUUGUGCUCUUAUCUUUCCUGAGAGCAGCCAUAGCAGACCAGCCUCUAGAUGUCAGUACUGCCCAGAGUGUCUUUGUGAACGUUUAUUUACGUUCACAGCAGCGCUUCUAGAGGCUGAACAGAUGAUAAAGGUGCAGGAGGUGACGGAUUAAGGGAGCAAGCUGAGGGAAAUGAAAGACUUCUUUACCUCCCUAUGAGUUCAGUGAUUAAUUCCUGAGGAUCAAAGGUCCAUAUGCUGGUCAGUUCCAGGCCUUUCUGUCCUCCCGCUGUCUGUCAGCUCACUCAGAGCUCUCCACCUGUCUCUUUCUGGCUGCAGUUAACCAUGUGUGUGAUGCUGCUUCAGUUUGGAAGACUUCAGACUUUUCCUCAUGCAUUAACUAGGCAUGAAUCAUCUUGUAUAGAUAUCUACCUGUUACAUUUUCGACUAUAGGUGCUACCUGGCCUGGCUUUAUAGUUAUUGUUACCAUAGUUCUUUGUCCCAGCAGUAACAAUUAAAACAUGCAUAAAACAGUGAUAUUUUUGUUCAAAAACAAGAUUUUGAAUUGAUUUCAUCUGUAGGUCAAGAAUUCUAAGUUACAUUUAGCACUGUAUUCAGUUUGAAAGACUGAAAAAGUAAUUUUAUCUCAUAAAAGAUUGACUGUGCAUUUCUUCACCUUCUCUGUCUUUGCAAAAUUUUAAAUUGUUGAAUUUUAAUGUUUUGUUAUUGUGGUUUUUGUUUAGCUUUGUAUUUCCAUUUUUCUUUCUUUUUGAUAUGGUGGAACUGGCUCAGCAUGCGAGUGUAACCUAGCAACAAUCAAUUUGCAGUUAUAUUAAAACUUCAAAAGACUAGUUA
This is a messenger RNA of Lepisosteus oculatus (spotted gar), 2153 nucleotides long. It is a transcript of the gene cfap107, whose product is annotated as cilia and flagella associated protein 107. NCBI's taxonomy places the organism in Eukaryota, Metazoa, Chordata, Actinopteri, Semionotiformes, Lepisosteidae. The record is from RefSeq and is a predicted model, not a curated record.